AUGGCAGCACCACCCGCGGCCAAGCUCGACCUCGAGCACCAGACCCCCACACACCAACACGCGGACAAACUCGACGACCACGACUCGUCGGACGAAUCCAUCAUCAGCGAGUACAAACGCACGAUCGCAUCCAACUCGGUGCUGAGGCGGCUGGAUGUGCUCUCGCAGAAGCUGGCCAAGGUGUACGUCGAGUCGAUCGGCAUCCGCCCGCUCGCGCUGUCCGAACGCACGGGCACCGACUGGUGGAGUGUCGCGCUCAUCUGGUUCUCGUGCAACGUCAAUGUGCUUUCCUUUUCCGCGGGGACGCUCGUGACGCUGUUCGAGAUGGACAUGAAGUCGGCCAUGCUGACCACACUGUUUGUCGGCGCCUUCUGCUGCAUCUUUCCCGCUUACUUUACGCUGUUUGGGCCCAAGCUCGGCAUGAGGCAGAUGAUCCAGUGCCGCUACUCGUUCGGCUACUUUGGUGCUAGCUUGAUCUGCGUGCUCAACGCGGCGACCAUGUUGGGCUACUGCAUUCUCAAUUCCAUCGUGGGCGGGCAGACGCUGUCAGCCGUCUCGUCCCGGUCGGAUGGCACGUCGACGCUGACGCCCGAUGUGGGAAUCGUCGUGGCCGCGUUGAUCGCGCUCGCCGUGUCGUUCAGCGGCAUCCGCGUGCUGCACUACUUUGAGCGCUUCUUCUGGCUCCCCACGCUGAUCAGCUUCCUCAUCCUCCUCGGCAAAGCAGGAAGUGGUCCACAGGGGCUGCACGUCGCCUCGAACCAGCCUACGGCCUCGGCCGAGUCCAUCCUCGGCUUCGCUGCCAUCAUUGCCGGAUUCGUCAUCUCGUACUCGGCGCUCGUGUCGGACGUGUCGCACUACCUGCGACCGGACGUGUCUGCGCACAAGCUGUUCUGGUCCGUGUACUGCGCGUUUUUCCUGUCGUGCGUGCCGUGCAUCAUGAUCGGGGCGGCGUUUGCAUGCUCGUCGUAUGACAAUCCCGAGUGGUCGGCGGCGCUCGGGGUGAGCUCGGGCGAGUUUUUCCAGCUGAUCCUCGCGGGCAAGCUGGGCAACUUUGGCCGCUUUCUCGUCGUGCUCCUCGCCCUGUCCGUGUGCGGCAACAUCAGCGCGACCAUCUACAGCAUCGGGCUGAAUUUCCAGACCAUGCUGCCCUUCCUGGGGCCCGUGCCGCGCUUCGUAUGGCCGCUCGCCGCCACGGCCAUCUUCCUGCCGCUCGCCAUCGUCGGCCACAGCAAGUUCUACGAAACGCUCACCGACUUUACCAGCGUGCUCGGCUACUGGGCCAGCCUGUAUGUCGGCGUCGUGUUUGCCGACCAUGUCAUCAUCCGCAAACGCGACUAUGCCAGCUACAACCCCCGACACUGGAACCAGUGGUCGCAACUGCCGCCUGGCAUCGCAGCCCUCGCCGCAUGCUGUGUCAGCUUGGCCGUCGUCGUGCCCAGCAUAGACCAGGUGUGGUUCCAGGGCCCCAUCGCCAAACGCGCCGGCGACCUGGGCUUCGAAACCGGUCUCGUGGCCAGCAUCGUGCUCUAUGUCCCCCUCAGGUUGGCCGAGAAGAAGGUAUUUGGCAGGUAA
Molecule: messenger RNA, 1572 nt
Organism: Sporisorium graminicola
Lineage: Eukaryota; Fungi; Basidiomycota; Ustilaginomycetes; Ustilaginales; Ustilaginaceae
Exons: 1
Coding region: 1-1572 (523 amino acids)
Biological process (GO): transmembrane transport
Cellular component (GO): plasma membrane
Molecular function (GO): transmembrane transporter activity
Source: RefSeq, a predicted model, not a curated record